CUCGUCACGUAGUGGCCUCACAGAACUCUUGAUAUACCUUGAUUCUCGUAUUUUUAACUUUUUAUGUACAUAAUUACUUUUUGUAUCCGGCGAAAGAGAAAUAUUUGCAUUUGCCUGCUGUGGCAAUUGGAUCUACCAGACAUUUACGCAAGUUCGUAGUUAAAACUAUAUUCGCUUUGUUCGACUGACGACUGCUGCUACUUAAUUAAAUUAACUAUAUUUAAACUUUUGACCGAUAAUUUCCGUGACGUAUUGUGAAAGUAUAAUUAAAGCAAUCGGUAGUAAUUUUCGGACUAACACGGCUUGGAUUCGCAGUUCCUAUUUUCUACUGAGACGCAUAGCUUCGCAACAAAUCGUUUAUCUAUCGGUGGAAAAUUCCAUUUCCUCGCAACUUAAACACACAACCGCUUGGAGAACCACGAUUAUUAGAAAUAUGGGCGAUUGCAGUGUUGACUUGGAUAAAUGUUACGAAGUUGUGUCACAGUUGGUAGACAAAGCUGGAGCGUUGGUGGCUAAGCGUAAUGAAACCCGUCAAGAGUUUGAAGAAAAGGCAAAUGAUAUUGAUUUGGUCACAGCCACCGAUAAGGAGGUGGAGCAAAUGCUUAUUCAGGGAUUGCUCGAUUCAUUUCCCGACCAUAAAUUCAUUGGAGAGGAAGAGAGUGCUGCUGGUGGAACACCGAAUAAGCUGACAGAUGCGCCCACCUGGAUUAUUGAUCCAGUAGAUGGCACUAUGAACUUCGUACAUUCCUUUCCACACUCGUGCAUUUCAAUUGGCUUGAAGGUGAACAAGGUCACCGAAAUUGGCGUUGUUUACAAUCCAAUGCUGCAACAGCGUUUCAGUGCACGCCGCGGUCAGGGUGCCUUCCUCAAUGGACGUCGCAUACAAGUGAGCGGUCAAAAGGAAUUGGGGAAAUCUUUGAUUACCACCGAAUUUGGCACAGCACGUGAUACUGAGAAGCUGAAAAUAAUUUUCGAGAAUUUCCAGAAAAUUAUACCCAAGGUGCAUGGCAUUCGUAUGCUGGGUGCUGCGGCGCUCAAUCUCUGCAUGGUCGCUCUAGGUGCGGCAGAUAUCAAUUUCGAAUUUGGCGUUCAUGCUUGGGAUGUAUGCGCUGGAGAGCUGCUAGUGCUUGAAGCAGGUGGCGUAAUCAUUGAUCCGACAGGCGAUAAAUUCGAUAUCAUGUCUCGACGUGUAUUGGCUGCUUCUAGUGAGGAAUUGGCACAAGAGUUUGCCAAGCAAUUAACACAGUUCUAUCCACAGCCACGAGAUGAUUAAGUUGGGGAUCGAAUUUAUAUCACUCAAAGAUGUAUAUUUUAUGGCUGCGUGCAACAACAGCAAUAUUGUGAAGUUUGAAAUUAUAUACUCGUAUGAAUGUAUACCAAGUAUUUUUUUUAGGAACUGUUAAAAAAGGUAGUGGAAAUUUUAUGCAAAUCUAAAUAUAAAUGUAAAUUAUGUACUUCAUUGUGUGAAAGCCACAAAUAUUUGUUGUAGUAAAUUUUCAGAGUCUCAAAGAGGUUAAUAAAAUGUUCUUUAAAUGCGUAUCGUAUUUGUAACUACUUUUUUUUUUUGUUGAGUUAAAGCCAUUGUAAGAGUAUAUAAUAUGCACAUGAUAAUUAACCAAUUAUGAAACAUUUGUAAGCAAGUCUGGGUAUCUUGUAAAUCGUUUAGUGCCCAUUUACCACAUCUGAAAACAGGAAAUAUUUAGUUGUAAAAUUGUGUUCUAUUGAAAUCGAUGUACAUACUAUAUGAAUCUCAAUAACUCAGGAAAGUCAAAACGGCUUAAAAAUUAAUUGGCAAGCAUUCGAAAUUGCGUUAGUUCCUUCAAUUAUAAAUAAAUGUUUUUAAUAAAACCCCAA
Molecule: messenger RNA, 1854 nt
Organism: Rhagoletis pomonella (apple maggot)
Lineage: Eukaryota; Metazoa; Arthropoda; Insecta; Diptera; Tephritidae
Product: inositol monophosphatase 1-like
Exons: 4
Coding region: 434-1273 (279 amino acids)
Biological process (GO): signal transduction; inositol metabolic process; phosphatidylinositol phosphate biosynthetic process
Molecular function (GO): inositol monophosphate 1-phosphatase activity
Source: RefSeq, a predicted model, not a curated record